Molecule: messenger RNA, 3048 nt
Organism: Patiria miniata (bat star)
Lineage: Eukaryota; Metazoa; Echinodermata; Asteroidea; Valvatida; Asterinidae
Product: phosphorylase b kinase gamma catalytic chain, liver/testis isoform-like
Exons: 11
Coding region: 478-1701 (407 amino acids)
Biological process (GO): protein phosphorylation; glycogen biosynthetic process
Cellular component (GO): phosphorylase kinase complex
Molecular function (GO): ATP binding; calmodulin binding; phosphorylase kinase activity
Source: RefSeq, a predicted model, not a curated record
AACACAUUGCAUUAAACACCAUUCACACACAAACAUGACAAAUGAGGAAAUUAAUACGUCGGCGACUGUCGAAUAAAUUUAGAAAAAUAAAGUAGUAAAUCAAAUUGAGAUGUAGAUAGCAAUGUCGAGGAGUCUUUGAAGACGACCACGUCUCAGCUUCACGUACUGGCAUGUGCUAUUUGAAAAGUUGGAGAAACUGCAACACCACCUAUGCUGCCAGUUACACACAAGCUGGACCGGUUUACUUGUCUAAAGGACUGAUCAGUGGAUCAAAUCCCCAAUUCUGUGAUGUACUACUACUCUGAUGCCCUGUCACUAUGACAACCGGUUGUCAUGGAGACAGCCUUCCCUAGUAGCUUUCCAAUCCUGAUACUCUUAAAGCAGAACUCGGAUAUUAAAGAAUCUUGGAAUGAGAUGUGGCCAUGUAGGCGUAUUGUCAUCACCGUCCGAGGCUUUCAACUCUAAGAUUGAGCAAGGAUGACGAUGGACGAGACGGAUGCAGAUAUCCUCCUGGGCGCGCAGUAUGGCGAUGUCUUCCACAGCCAGUAUGUCACCAAGAAAUUGCUCGGCAGGGGCGUCAGUAGCACUGUCCGUAAGUGCAUCCAACGGGACACCGGCCAGUUCUACGCUGUCAAGAUCAUCGACAUCACCCAGACCGAGUCCCAGGCCGUUAAAGAGGAGUACGAAAAUGAGGUGGCCAUCCUACGACAGCUGUCUGGCCCGCCCAAACACACCAACAUCAUUGAAAUGUUUGACUUCAUCGAGACUCCAUCUUACUUCUUCAUGGUAUUCGAACUGUGUCCCGAGGGUGAGCUGUUUGACUAUCUCACCAAAUUCGUCACACUUUCUGAAAAGAAAACUAGGAAUAUCAUGAGACAGAUUCUAGUUGCUAUACAAUUCAUCCAUGACCAUGGCAUAGUCCACAGAGAUAUCAAGCCAGAGAAUAUUUUACUGAAGGAAAAUCUGAUAGUGAAGAUAUCAGACUUUGGCAUGGCUGCUGUCAUCAAUGAAAAGAAACCACUGACAGAGUUAUGUGGUACUCCUGGCUACAUGGCACCCGAGACGUUAAAGUGCAGUAUGAACCUAGACUGUGUCAAAGGUUACGGAAAGGAGAUUGACCUCUGGGCCUGUGGGGUCAUCAUGUACACACUUCUAGUUGGAUGUCCGCCGUUCUGGCAUCGACGUCAAGUGAUCAUGCUGCGAAGCAUCAUGGAGGGGCGGUACUCGUUUGGCAGUCCAGAGUGGGAGGACGUCAGUGAAACAGCUAAAGACUUGAUAAGAAACCUUCUAGUUGUCGAUCCCUCAGAGAGGUUGACGGCAAAAGAGGCGCUGCAGCAUCAAUUCUUCCAAAUCUCGGACUCGCCUAAAAUUGUGUUCACGCCGCGGAAGAAGUUCAGGGCUGCUGUCCUGGCUGUGUCCGUCAUCUGCAGCCUGUCUCGCGGAAGCCUCCAACGUUCCAUCCCCAUCAGCCGGGCCCGGCAGAACCCUUACAAGGUCAAAGCCAUUCGUAAGGUCAUCGACACCUGCGCGUUCGGCAUGUACGGCCACUGGGUCAAGAAGGGCGAGGUGCAGAACCGGGCCGCGCUCUUCGAACACUUGCCAAAGACGGACCUGAAGACCAUGAAGGAGAACAAUAAGGGCUCCCCCAACAUUAGCCCCUCCCCCUCCUUCAUUGGGACGGGGGUGACGUUUGGAUUAUGACUCCCAAGAUUAGCGAGAUCUCUUUUAAUUUAUUAAAAUUAAAGAUGGAUGCUAUGAGCUUCUAGUGCAUAUGACUCAAUUGACCCAAGGAAUGCUGUUCAAAGUUUGCAAUUCAGAAUUCAGAUUACACCGUGUGCAUCUCCCAGUUUGACUGCCGUGCCAAAAAAACAAGGUCUGUUGUAAGCCUAUUUACCAAGAUCACCAGCCGCCCUUCACAACAGCUGUAGAUGCAUCACUGGCUGCCUAAAACCAACGGAUGUGGAUAGCUUGGCUGGUAUGUUGCUCCACCAGAGUUCGUAGAUCAGCUGCCAGUAGAUCUGAACGUAGUAGGCAAGUUGGGGACACCCGCCAUCCCUGUCACUUCCAUGAUCACCCAGCCCCAAACCGCCCGAAGUCAAGGAAAGCUUCCUUCACACAGUCCAACCACCGUCACAGUCUCCUCAAGCAACUAGACUAGCCUUGUGGGAAAAUAAACGCAGUGAGAGCCGCCACCACGAGCAGCUGCCAAUCCCAACCAAGGAACAGCUACCACCUGGUCCCACGUGCGACUAGAAGACCUGGAAGUCCCUCAACAGGCUUCGUACAGGGAUGGGCCGAUGCAAGACGAACAUGAGCAAAUGGGGCUAUGCUGAUUCGGAACAUCUGAAUGUGGAACAUCUGUACAAUCCAUGCCACACCUACUAAGAUGCCCACUUCUUGGUGAGCAGUGCUGCCUGUAAGAUCUAGCGGUGGCAAACGAGAAGGCUGUUCACUGUGCAAGAGCCUGGCCGAACAUUUGAAACCUAGAUGACGGACACGAAAGAAGACCAGCUCCUCACUCCACUACCAGCAACCAGGCUCAUGUGGGAAUCAAAGCUGGCAAAAUUGUGCUCCCUGCAAGAAUUUUAGACUGAUACGCCAUUGCUGACUGCAUCUAUGUGUUAUCAGUGCACGUGGUGGUGUACAGAAACCAGACAAGACAUCGCAGUCCAAUCACGUUGCAACAUGUACGCAAAGUGAAAUCCCGACUCCCAAGUGACUCAAGUAUAUAUUCCAAUUCAUAAUGUUAAGAUAUAUUGCUGUCAAUUCGGACUGAAGAAAAUAUAUAAGAUGUGUGCUACACAACUUCACAUCUUCAGUUUUGCCGAAUUAUCAGAAAUGCUGGCCCCAGCCUAGGAUGUUUCCUUUUUCAUACGUGUUCCACCGAUGGGCUGGGUUUUCAGUAGGGAAAAACAAAAAUGAAUAUGACACGUUAUUCCACUACAGAGUAAUAGUUACCGUAUUUAGGGUAAUGUGAAGCUUCUAUUUUAUGGAAAAUCACAUCCAGGGUUUUUUGUAGUGACAGAACACCAAAGAAUUAAAAAAAGA